Messenger RNA from Rhizoctonia solani, 735 nucleotides. RefSeq names its product transglutaminase-like protein. Gene Ontology annotation, molecular function: peptide-N4-(N-acetyl-beta-glucosaminyl)asparagine amidase activity. The transcript is spliced from 3 exons. The record is from RefSeq and is a predicted model, not a curated record. Lineage: Eukaryota; Fungi; Basidiomycota; Agaricomycetes; Cantharellales; Ceratobasidiaceae. Gene Ontology annotation, cellular component: cytosol; nucleus. The coding region runs from base 1 to 735 and encodes 244 amino acids. Gene Ontology annotation, biological process: protein deglycosylation; protein quality control for misfolded or incompletely synthesized proteins; glycoprotein catabolic process.
AUGGAUGCGGAGUCAGCCCAUGCUCUUUCGCUGCGUCUCUUGCCUGGACUCUUGGUCUUUGCCCAACGGAAGCGAUGGGCAGCUCCUAGACCCAUCACGCCGCGAGAACUAGUCCAAUUUCAGAUCUUAGUAGCCGCGAUGGUUAUCACUGCUACGCCCGGCGCUCAGCCGAUCGCGAGUGCGGCCUCUAGAGACAACAUCCCCCGCCGGGAACCAAACAUCUUCUCAACCCUAAGGAACCUGGAUAAACAGAUGGACAUCUAUGAAAACAGGGACCUCCUGGACCUGGCACGAGAACAAAUUCCGAUGGAACGCAUACGAGCCGAGGCGACUGCGCUCCAACAGUCUGAUAGCCCCUUGGCCUGUGAACAAGACGCGUUGGCGCAAGUUCUAGUCCACUGGUUCAAACAUGAAUACUUCAAAUGGGCCGAUCCCAUCAAAUGUCCCCGAUGUGCUGGCCCAACUAGCGCUUCGGGUAUGGUCCCGCCUACACCGUACGAACGUUCGGGCGGGGCGGGCCGAGUCGAAUUGCAUGUAUGUCGGGGCGAAAAUGGCGCGUGCGACGGAAGCUUUCGGUUCCCCCGAUACAACGAUCUCAAGUAUCUGAUGAGAACGCGUAUCGGAAGAUGUGGGGAAUGGGCGAAUUUGUACACGUUAUUCCUAAGGGCGGUUGGACUCCGCGCACGUUACGGUUCGGGUCCUAUUGCUUCUUUUCAUUAUACCAAACAAUUCUGA